This is a messenger RNA of Trifolium pratense (red clover), 3375 nucleotides long. Its product is annotated as inducible nitrate reductase [NADH] 2-like. Bases 70 to 2760 code for a protein of 896 amino acids. Gene Ontology annotation, biological process: nitric oxide biosynthetic process; nitrate assimilation. The transcript is spliced from 4 exons. Gene Ontology annotation, molecular function: nitrate reductase (NADPH) activity; heme binding; molybdenum ion binding. NCBI's taxonomy places the organism in Eukaryota, Viridiplantae, Streptophyta, Magnoliopsida, Fabales, Fabaceae. The record is from RefSeq and is a predicted model, not a curated record.
UCUUUCCCCACUCAAAACCAAUUCACCUUUUCCAUAUAUCCAAAAAGCAAGCAACUACUGAUCUCAUCAAUGGCGGCAGUAGAUAACCGCACAGUUCAUGCCUUCAGGUCAACCUCAGACGUCAAACAUUUCUAUAAAUCAUCACCCAAACCGCCAUUACCAUUCGAUAACUAUUCUUCUUCCUCAAGCGACGAAGAAGAUGAGAUUGAAACUGAGAAUUUCAACAACAACCUUAUCAUGAAAUCGAAACAAACAACCGAAAAAGAGUUAAAACAACCGUCCAUCUUCGUUACUCGCGACGACGAAGACGGAACAUCCGAUCAAUGGAUCCCACGGAAUGCCUCACUGGUCCGUCUCACAGGCAAACACCCUUUCAACUCAGAACCACCACUCCAAAAACUAAUGCAACACGGUUUCAUAACACCCGUCCCACUUCACUACGUUCGCAACCAUGGGCCUGUUCCAAAAGCCCAAUGGGAUAAUUGGACUGUUGAAGUAACAGGCCUAGUCAAAAGCCCAGCCCAAUUCACAAUGGCCCAACUAAUCAACGAUUUUCCAAGCCGUGAAUUCCCCGUUACACUCGUUUGCGCUGGUAACCGUCGCAAGGAACAAAACAUGAUAAAACAGAGCAUUGGUUUUAAUUGGGGUGCUUCCGCUGUUUCCACUUCAGUGUGGCUCGGUGUACCGUUACGUACCGUACUCAAGCGGUGUGGAAUUUAUAACCGUAAAAGUGGGGCCCUUUAUGUUUGUUUUGAAGGUGCUGAAGAACUGCCAGGUGGCGGUGGGUCUAAAUAUGGAACUAGUAUCAUGAGGGAGGUUGCAUUGGAUCCUUCCCGUGAUAUUAUACUUGCGUAUAUGCAAAACGGUGACGUUUUGUCACCUGAUCAUGGUUUUCCUGUGAGAAUUAUAAUACCGGGUUUUAUUGGAGGGAGAAUGGUGAAAUGGUUGAAGCGUAUUAUUGUUACACCUCAACAAUCUGAUAGUUAUUAUCAUUACAAUGAUAAUAGAGUUCUUCCUUCUCAUGUUGAUGCUGAACUUGCCAGUGCUGAAGCUUGGUGGUACAAGGCGGAGUAUAUUAUCAAUGAGCUGAAUAUAAACUCCGUGAUAACGUCACCCAGCCACGAUGAAAUACUGCCCAUCAAUUCAUAUACUACUCAAACGCCUUAUUUACUUAAAGGUUACGCAUAUUCUGGAGGUGGUAGAAAAGUGACACGUGUUGAAGUAACAAUGGACGGUGGUGAAACGUGGCAGGUAUGCACAUUGGAGCACUCAGAAAAACCAAACAAAUACGGUAAGUACUGGUGUUGGUGCUUUUGGUUCUUAGAAGUGGAAGUGUUGGAUCUUCUUGGAGCCAAUGAAAUUGCUGUUCGAGCUUGGGAUGAGUCUCUCAACACCCAACCUCAGAAACUCAAUUGGAAUCUCAUGGGUAUGAUGAAUAAUUGUUGGUUCAAAGUAAAAUUUAAUUUAUGCAAGGCUCACAAGGGUGAAAUUGGUAUAUCAUUCGAGCACCCAACCCAACCUGGGAACCAAUCAGGUGGUUGGAUGGCAAAAGAAAAACAGUUGGAGAAAUCAUCAGCGUCUAACUCAAUCCUCAAGAAGAGUCUCUCUUCACCUUUCAUGAUCACUAGCUCAAAAACCUACACACUUUCUGAAGUAAAAAAACAUAAAAAUGUUGAUUCGGCAUGGAUCAUCGUCCAUGGCCACGUCUACGAUUGCACACGCUUCAUCAAAGAUCACCCUGGCGGUGUAGACAGCAUCCUCAUUAACGCUGGCACCGAUUGUACGGAGGAGUUCGAAGCCAUCCAUUCAGACAAAGCUAAGAAAAUGAUUGAGGAGUAUCGAAUCGGUGAACUCAUAACCACAAGUAGUCACAACUCCAAUUUGUCGCCAAAUAACUCAAUGCACCACAAUAAUGCUACCACAAAUUUGGCCCCUAUCAAGGAAAUUAUGCUUAUACCCAUGUGCAGCAAUAUAGCUCUAAACUCGCAAGACAAAAUCCCAUGCAAGCUUCUCUUAAAAAAGACAAUCUCUCAUGAUGUUAGGCUCUUUCGUUUUGCAUUAUCCAAUGAGAAACAACUCUUGGGAUUACCUGUGGGGAAACACAUAUUCUUAUGUGCAACUAUCAAUGAGAAGCUAUGUAUGCGGGCUUACACACCAACAAGUGGUGUAGAUGAGGUUGGAUAUUUCGAUCUAAUUGUCAAGAUUUACUUAAAAGGAGUGCACCCAAAAUUCCCCAAUGGUGGUAUAAUGUCUCAACAUUUAGACUCUUUGUCUAUUGGCUCUGUUUUGGAAAUAAAGGGUCCAUUGGGACAUAUUGAGUAUAAUGGUAAAGGAAAUUUUCUUGUUCAUGGAGAACACAAGUUUGCAAAGAGGUUAGCUAUGUUGGCUGGCGGAACUGGGAUAACACCAAUUUACCAAGUGGUUCAAGCAAUUUUGAAAGACCCAGAGGAUCUCACUGAAAUGCAUGUUGUGUAUGCUAAUAGAAGUGAUGAUGAUAUAUUGCUAAGAGAAGAGAUGGAUGAAUGGGCUAAGAAGCAUGAAAGGUUCAAGGUGUGGUAUGUGGUACAAGAAAUUAAAAGAGAAGGGUGGGAGUAUAGUGUGGGGUUCAUUAAUGAAAGUAUUUUAAAGCAACAUGUUCCACGCGCUUCUCAAGAUACGUUGGCAUUGGUAUGUGGGCCACCACCCUUGAUUCAGUUUGCAGUAAAGCCCAAUUUAGAGAAGUUGGGCUACGAUGUUACCAACAACUUGCUCCUCUUUUAACGCAACCUAGUCCGAAUGGUUACACUACAAAGGUGCAAACAAUAUCUUUUGGUAAGACUACAUUAGCGAAAAAAUAUUUUUGAUAUGAUUCGCAUUACUGAGUAAGAGGUUGUACUUGUAUGUAUGUAUAUACACUAUAGUCUAUAGGCUUGUCUAAUAUGAACAAGUUGAUCAAGUGGUGCAUGGUGCACCUCUAUGCCGAAUACAAGUUUUACAAAAUUCAUCGUUGGAUUGAAAAUUUAUAUCAUAUAGAUCAUCUAUACAAAUUUUUUUAAAAAAUGAAAAUCGUUUUAUGUGUUAUUUAGUAUUUAGACCCAUCAAGAUUAACCGUUUAUAAAUUUUUGUUGAAUAUCGUUAAUCUUGGUGGGUCUCAAUAACACAUCAAAUGAUUUUCAAUUUUUUUAAAACUUUAUAUGAAUAAUCUAUAUGAUAUAAACUUUUAAUCCAACAAUGAAUUUAGUAAAAUUCGUAUUCGUCGUAGGGUUAUUGAUAAGUGGUGCCCCGUGCACCACUUGAUCAACUUUUUCAUGAUAGAACUCGAGUACUCUAUGAAUAUGAACGAAUAUAUCUUUGUAUAAUAUGAAUAAAUAAUUUCGCCAGUUCCGUUGUUUCCAA